AUGGCCAAUUGCCAAGUAUGCGGGCGACCGGACACGGGUAACAUGGCACCCUGCUGCAAGUGCGGAUCAUGGUUGCACUUCGAGUGCAUUGAAAUCAGCAGCAGCAUCGUGAUGGCGGAUCAGUCCAUUAUCUGCCCUUGCUGUCUGGAAUCGGCGAACCCGGCGCCGCUGGUGCCCGAGAAGAAGAAGCCCGAGAAGGUAAAAGGUUCGAAGGCAGGUUCUGUUCGAUCGGGAGCAAGUUCUGUUCGGUCGGCGACCGGAGUACGAACCAGGUUGGCGGAGCUGAAGCUGAAAAAGCUCGAAGAGCAGAAGAAGCUCGCGCUGCAGCGCCUGGAGUUGGAGGAAAAACUACGCGAAGCAGAGCUUGCGGCCCAGAAGCAGCAGCAGGAGGCAGAGCGUGCGGUGAAGAAGCAGCAGCAGGAAGCGGAACUCGCGGCCAUGAAGCUGCAGGUGGAAUCGGAGGCGCUCGAAGAGACCUUCCGGUUGAUGGAGGAGAUCGAGCGAGCAGAAGAUGAGGACGACGGUAAGAGUGUGGCUUCGGAGCAGAGCUCUCGCAGCAAAGUUACGCAGUGGCAGAAACAGCAAUUUCUGAGCUCGACGCGUGUGGGACCGGCGGAGACUGCAGCUGGAACUGGUCAGCAGGGGAGGAACCCAACGAUAUCCGGGGCAAAUACUAGCGCGGUGGAACGACCGGCUGGUAACGGGACCGUUCUGGAUAGGGCGUUAAAGGGAAUCUCCCUGAAUGAGUCAGGAGUUCAGUCGAUGUUAGGAGGUUUCAUAGGGAGGGUAUCAGAGACAAUUGUGCCGACGUAUGCCACAAAGCCACUUGCUCCGGAAGUUGCUCCGGGACCAAGUACCGCAGACCUUUCUCCUCAUCCCAAACAUUCCUCCCCUCUUCCCCCGAACGAAAACUCCGUAAAGCCCACCAGUCUGAUCCAGAGUCUUUUGUCAAGUCGACCAGUUGGUGAGCCGGAAGUGAGCGUGAAAAGUGCCCAAGGAAACGAACAGCAGACGGAUUCAAGACCACAAACGGGACCGCCACCGCCUCCUGGAGGAAAUCCGCAACCCGUUCCAAAUGUUCAUGAAUCGCAACCGGAAAGGUACGAUAACCGCCAGGGGAAUCGGAGUGCUGACGCAUCCGAAAACCAACCGGAAGCCUACUGUGGUCCGACGGCGCAGCAGCUCGUAGCCAGGCAGGUGAUCACGAAGGAGUUGCCAGUCUUCACGGGAGAUCCAGAAGAUUGGCCGUUGUUUAUCAGCGCGUACGUCAACACGACGAAUGCGUGCGGAUAUUCGAACGCGGAAAAUUUAUCGAGAUUGCAGAAGUACGUGCGAGGAUACGCUUACGAAAGGGUGCGAGGUCGUUUGCUGCAUCCGACGGGAGUUCCACAUGCGAUAGCAAUGCUGGAGAUGUUAUUUGGAAGACCGGAGAUUUUGAUACACUCGCUGCUGGAAAAAGUGCGUAGCGCACCGGCACCACGAGCGGAUCGGCUCGAGUCGUACAUCGACUACGGCUUGGCGGUUCAGCACUUGUGUGAUCAUCUGGAGACCGGAGGACACGAGGCGCACUUGAACAACCCGAUGUUGUUGUUUGAGCUGGUGGAGAAGUUGCCACCAAACGCGAGACUGGACUGGUCGCUGUACAAGGAGCGCUGCGAACAAGUCAACAUCUCGGCGUUUGCGCGCUACAUGUCGGCGUUGGUGAAAGCGGCAUCGGACGUGACGCUCAGCUACGGAUCCAAACCACAACAACAGCAGACGCGGAGUACGAAACCGGACAGGAGCGGCAAGGACAAAGACUUUUGCGGUGCACAUUCGGCCGAGGAGACGUCGGACAAGGAGGAAGCGGAGAAGAAAGCUACACCAGCGUGCUUCAUCUGUAAGGACCCCAAACACCGCGUAAAAGACUGUGCCGAGUUUGCCAAGAAGAUGCUGGAAGAACGCUGGAAGAUAGUCGACGAGUUUAAGCUAUGUCACGGAUGUCUGGGGAUCCACUGGAAGAAACCGUGUCGAACCAGCGAGUGCGGGAUUGACGGAUGCAGAAAGCAGCAUCAUGCUCUGCUGCAUUCCAAGCAGAAGCAGAGAGCAACGGAUUCUAAGCACGGCGAGCAGGAACGAGAGAAGAACGAGCCGACAGCGUCCGGAUCGAACGCUGUCACAAACCACCAUUACGCCGGGAAGACGGCGCUUUUCCGUAUCAUCCCAGUAGAGCUCCACGGGAACAACCGUUCGGUGUCGGCCUACGCGUUUUUGGAUGACGGGUCGUCGCGUACGAUGGUGGACGAAGAGAUUGCGAAGGAACUGGGCGUUGAAGGGGAGGUGCUUCCGCUGUGCCUGCAGUGGACGGCGAACGUGAAGCGCACCGAAUCGGCGUCCCAGCGGAUCGCGCUGGAAAUUUCUGGUGACGAAGUAGGAGCCAGGUUCGCGCUGAACGACGUACGGACAGUGAAGAAGCUGGAGUUACCGCGACAGUCGUUGCGGUUCGAAGAGCUGGCCAAGACGUACCCGUAUCUACAAGGUCUGCCGGUGAAGGACUACGACCACGCUGCACCUCGAAUUCUUAUCGGGAACGAUAACGCAUAUGUGACGGCGAUGCUGAAGGUCCGGGAAGGACAGCCUGGGGAACCGAUUGCGGCGAGAUCUCGACUAGGUUGGACAGUGUACGGCAAGCAGGACCAACCCGAGGGACGCGUGCAUAGCUUUCACGUGUGCGAGUGUCAGGACGACCAAUCGCUGCACGACCUGGUGAAGGAGUUCUUCUCGGUGGAGAGCAUGGGAGUCGAAGCAGUAGCGAACCCGGAGUCGGAAGAAGUUAAGAGAGCUAACAAGAUCCUUCAAGAUACCACGAAACGUGUCGGCCAGCGGUUCGAGACGGGGCUAUUGUGGAAAUACGACUGCUUUGAAUUUCCCGACAGCUAUCCGAUGGCAAAGCGACGAUUGCAGUGUUUGGAGCGGCGAAUCCAGAAGGAUCCGGUAAUCGGCGAAAGUGUUGUGAGGCAGUUGUCCGAGUACCAAGAAAAAGGGUACAUUCACAAGGCAACGCCGGAAGAACUGGAGGGAGCUGAUCCAAGUCGCACGUGGUAUCUUCCGCUUGGUGUCGCACUGAACCCGAAGAAGCCGUCAAAGAUCCGCAUUUUCUGCGAUGCUGCCGCCAAAGUGAACGGGAUCUCGCUGAACACGAUGUUGCUCAAGGGUCCGGAUCUGCUGAAGACUCUCCUGCACGUGCUGUUCGGUUUUCGGGAGAAGCGCGUGGCACUUUGCGCGGACCUCAAGGAGAUGUUCCACCAGGUUCAGAUCCGGCGGGAGGAUCGGCAUGCCCAAAGACUCCUAUGGCGCGAUGAUCCGUCAAAGACGCCCGAGGUCUACCUGAUGGACGUUGCGACGUUCGGGGCCACGUGUUCGCCAUGUUCGGCCCAGUACAUCAAGAACCGGAACGCAGAAGAGCACGCGCAAGAGUACCCGGAAGCUGCAGACGCCAUCAUCCGGAAGCACUACGUGGACGACUAUCUGGACAGUGCUGACACGGUAGAGGAGGCAACGAAACUAGCGUUGGAGGUCAAGCACGUGCAUUCGCUGGGCGGCUUUGACCUGCGGAAUUGGCUGUCGAACUCCAAGGAGGUCCUCGCACGGGUCGGGGAGAGCGAUACUGCGCUCGAGAAGUGCAUCCAGCUCGACAAAAACGAUCCAACCGAGCGGGUUCUCGGGAUGUUCUGGAAGCCGGAGGAAGAUGUCUUCACAUACACGAUGACACUGACGAACGACGCAGAACACCCGACGAAACGGCAGGCGCUACGGAUCGUCAUGUCCCUCUUCGAUCCGGCUGGACUGCUCUGUUUCUUCAUCAUCCACGGCAAGAUCCUGAUCCAGGAGGUGUGGCGUGCGAAGACCGAAUGGGACCAAAAGAUUCCGGACAAGCUCAGGGAGCGCUGGAUGCGGUGGAUCGAGUUGUUCGAGCAUUUGUGCGAGGUUCGCAUCCCUCGCUGCUACUUCCCGAAGUACUCGGUCGACGAUAUCGUGUCGCUGCAACUGCACGUCUUCUGUGAUGCUAGCGAAGAGGCGUACUCGUGCGUAGCGUACUUUCGCGCGGUGUUUUGGGACGGCGUGAUCCAGGUAGCACUAGUCGGUGGAAAAGCGAAGGUGGCACCACUGAAAGCACUCUCAAUCCCGCGCUUGGAGCUGAGUGGUGGUGUUCUUGGAGUCCGGCUGAGGAAGUCGAUCACGAACGGACACAGCCUGAAGGUCGAAAAGACCGUCAUGUGGACGGACUCAAAAACGGUUCUGGCAUGGAUCAACUCGGACCAUCGGAACUACCGGCAGUUCGUUGCGUGCCGUGUUGGUGAGAUCCUGUCGAAGUCAGAUGCUGCGGAGUGGCGCCACUGUCCGGGAAAGCUGAAUCCAGCGGAUUUGGCCACGAAAUGGGGCCCGAAGGGGCCGUGUUUUUCGCCGGACUAUCCGUGGUACGGACGUUUCUUUCUUCUAUCGCCUGACAUCGAGUGGCCCAUGGAUGUGAAUCCCGCAGAAGAGACGACGGAAGAGGAGUUGCGCGCCUGUCUGGUCCACAUCGAAGCGGUGAUUAAGUCGACAAUCGACUGGAAACGCUUCUCCGACUGGACACGGCUACUGCGAGCAGUGGCGUACGCUCUACGUUUUAAGCAGAACAUCCGAGAGAAGGUUAAGAAGCAACCGCUAACGACGGGACCCCUGACGCAGGAGGAAAUGGGGAUGGCAGAGACGGCGAUCUUCCGGACGGUGCAGAGCGAAGCGUACCCCGACGAGGUUGCUACUUUGUCCGUAGCACGCGAGCAGCUGAAGCCGAGACGUCAAGCGGAACUGGAGCGAACCAGUUCGAUUCGGAAGUUGUCACCGUUCAUGGACGAGGCGGGGUUGAUUCGGUCGGAUUCCAGGAUUUCCGAAGCCACAUUUGCGUCCUACGACACCCGGUUCCCGAUCAUCCUGCCGAAGAGCCAUCCAGCGACGAACGUGCUGCUGUUCUGGUACCAUCGGAGGUUCCUUCACGCUAACGGUGAGACGGUUGUUAACGAAGUUCGACAGCGGUUCUUCGUGUCCAUGUUGCGUACGGAGGUACGCAAGAUUCCAGGUCGCUGUCCGCUGUGCAAGCUGAAGAUAGCGAUGGAAGGGAAAACCUUGGCGAUACCACGUAUGGCCCCUCUCCCUGCGGCGCGGCUGCAGGCUUUCGUUAGGCCGUUCUCCUACACGGGCAUCGACUACUUCGGGCCGAUCGCCGUUCGAGUGAACCGUGGCACGCAAAAAAGAUGGAUCGCAUUGUUCACGUGUCUCACUACUCGUGCAGUUCAUCUCGAGGUGGUACACUCUCUGACAACAGAGUCCUGCAAGCAAGCUUUUCGGCGGUUCAUAGGACGCCGAGGUGCGCCAGCGGAGAUCCGGAGCGAUCGGGGAACCAACUUCGUUGGAGCGAACAACGAGCUACGUCAGGAGAUGAACAAGAUUGAUGGCCAGCUGGCCGAGACGUUCACCAACACCAACACACGUUGGAUUUUCAACCCACCUGCUGCGCCCCACAUGGGAGGCGCAUGGGAACGAUUGGUGAGGUCGGUGAAAACGGCGUUGACCGCGAUGUACACUUCCAGAGUUCCGAACGAGGAGACGUUAGCGACUCUAGUCGUGGAGGCGGAAAGCAUCGUCAACUCGAGGCCUCUAACGUUCAUCCCACUACAGUCGGAACAGCAAGAAGCUUUGACGCCGAACCACUUCCUGUUGUUGAGCUCAAGUGGAGUGGUCCAGCCCCCGAAGACGUCAGCGGAAACAAAGCUGGCCUGUAGAGGAGAUUGGCAGCUUUGUCAAACGAUGUUGGACAACUUUUGGCGCCGUUGGAUUCGGGAGUAUCUCCCGACGAUUGCCCGCAGAACGAAGUGGUUCGAAGAGGUUAAGCCGAUCGAGGUAGGCGACUUGGUGAUCGUCGUAGAGGAGAAGGUGCGGAACGGCUGGAUCCGAGGACGGAUCGUGGAGGCCUACAAGGGACGGGAUGGAAGGAUUCGCGAUGCGACUGUGCAAACUGCUGACGGACUCCUGCGGCGACCGGUUGCGAAACUGGCGCGCUUGGAUCUGGAAGGGUGUAAGCCUGAUCCGGGAGUUUCGGACCAGCUUAACGGGUCGGGGAACUGUUCCGGCGCGGCGCAACAAUUGUCACCACAAGAAGCCCCCCGGCGAGAUGUAGAGUGCAAGGGUCGGUCGAGGUGCGACGGUGGCAGCAAUGCGAAGAAACGUCAAAGCAAAGGACGAAACAAAACAAAACAACCCAACUCAAAGUGA
Messenger RNA from Culex pipiens pallens (northern house mosquito), 6291 nucleotides. RefSeq lists its product as uncharacterized. Gene Ontology annotation, biological process: DNA integration. The transcript has a single exon. Gene Ontology annotation, molecular function: nucleic acid binding. Lineage: Eukaryota; Metazoa; Arthropoda; Insecta; Diptera; Culicidae. The coding region runs from base 1 to 6291 and encodes 2096 amino acids. The record is from RefSeq and is a predicted model, not a curated record.